CCUCCGACAAUCCUCCCCUUGGCCGCUUCAUCACCCAUUCUUCACGCCGUAUUCCAGAAGAGAUAUGCGAGUAGAGGAAGUGAAUAUCAACCAUCCCAACGCAAGCGCAAACGCAAGCAUGGCUUUCUGGCUCGGAAGAGAACCGCCAGUGGCAGGAGAAUCCUCAUGAGACGGAGAGCUAAAGGGCGCAGCACCCUCAGCCAUUGA
This is a messenger RNA of Coniophora puteana RWD-64-598 SS2, 207 nucleotides long. RefSeq lists its product as uncharacterized. Gene Ontology annotation, cellular component: ribosome; mitochondrial large ribosomal subunit. The annotation marks the transcript as partial. The transcript has a single exon. The record is from RefSeq and is a predicted model, not a curated record. Gene Ontology annotation, molecular function: structural constituent of ribosome. NCBI's taxonomy places the organism in Eukaryota, Fungi, Basidiomycota, Agaricomycetes, Boletales, Coniophoraceae. Gene Ontology annotation, biological process: translation.